Molecule: messenger RNA, 1708 nt
Organism: Triticum aestivum (bread wheat)
Lineage: Eukaryota; Viridiplantae; Streptophyta; Magnoliopsida; Poales; Poaceae
Exons: 6
Coding region: 216-899 (227 amino acids)
Source: RefSeq, a predicted model, not a curated record
CCGUCACCUUCCCGCACCACUGAGAGAGCGCGCGAAGGGGCGACCGUCUAGGGUUCCUCCGCCGCCGUCGCUGCUUCAACCGACUGUACCUCCCACCGACGCGUCCCCCUCCUCCGGUCCCAUUCGGCGCCCCCAAACCGGCCAACGACGAUCCCACUGAAAACGCCCGCCUUUUCCCUCCUCGCCGGCGUCCGACCUUCUUUCGUUCUUGCUAGAUGGAUCAGCGUGGAUUUGUGCGCAAGUCCAUCGUCCGGAUCUCCUUCAAGUGGCCGAAUCCUGACAACAAGGGGAAGAUACUGACUGUCGUCCUCCCUGGCACCAUCGUCUCCAUCAAGGACGACGGAUCCUGCGUCGUGCUCGCGGAUCGCACAUUCUUCCGACGGGAGAACUGCCCUUUCGUGGUGAAUCUGCCGACUUCUGAGGGAUACGAUGCUGUGCCUGUGGCUCCAUCGAUGCAGUUUUUCGUACGUGGCUUCUGUGUGUUGGUUCUUCAGGUGCAACCAAAUGGUUAUCUGCAACCGGUGACAUUUGAGACUGGUCCUGUUCGGCGAGAGGAGGAAGUGUAUGGUUUUCUAUUUCCGCAAGAGGAUUUCUUCACGCCAACAAUGUAUUGUCCAGGAAACGUCAUUGGAGGAGAAAGCCCAUUGGGAAACUGGGUGCAUGAUAUUCCUUUUCAUUCAUUUGGUCGUUUCGGAUCACCUAUAUUCAACCAAAGUGGUCAUCUUGUUGGGAUAUCUUAUCAAAACAUGGACGCAUUGUCUGUGAAGUUCCUACAGUUAGCUGUGUUGAGUGAAGCAGAGAUCAGCAGUGUAUUGGGUAGUGUUUCCUAUGUGCUGAACGGAAACCCAAUACCACCCGAAGUCCCAAUUCUGCCCGAAGGACCGGUCCUGUCCGUCUAGGAGCAGCAGGCUUGCAGGAGAUAGCGCCUCACGCCUUUACCUCAACAGCAGAUGGAAAAUAUCAACAUCCCAGAGUUGACUGUUGUUGCAGCCUAGUGUAGGUUUCAGUUUAGUCUUUAUUAUUAAACUACUAUCUGACUUGUUAUUGCAACCUAGUGUGCUUGUCGAUUUAGUUUCUGUCGUUGAACUGCCAUGACUUAUUUGCAGCCUAGCGUAGUUGUCGGUUUAUUCUCUUUAUUGAAAUGUGAUCUGAUUUGCUGUGGUAGCUAGCCUAAUGAACUAUUGGAUUUAGUUUCUGUUGCUGGAGCUAUCUUGUGGCUGGAAUGACUUUUAUCCUUGGAGCCCCAGAGCUUAGAGUAAUCAUUUGUGUUACGAUUGAGUUGUUGGGUGUUCGCCCAUUUUGUCAGGUGAUGUGAAAUUCAAAGUUCUCUUAUAGAUUAAACUGUCGAAGGCUAAUUGUUGCUGAUGACACAAACAAACCAAAUUUUGCAAAAGAACAAUUUCUACUAGUACUUUGUUCGUAUUCUAUUUAUAGCUGUUUUUCCUAUUUUCUUUUCUUUGUCUUGCAAAGUAGUUUUGCUCUGAAGUUUUAAGUUUUCAUGGAUGUACAUCUUUGUUGUCGAACGAUUGAACAUUUCAGUUUUUCAUGGCACAUAUUUAAAAACUAAUGUCUAGGAGAUGAUAAUUUUGAAUAUAUGUUCUGGUGGUUUGUGGGAUUCGUUGCGUGCUUCAUGUGAAAUGGACUUGUUUUUCGGUCAAUGGAAAUUUUGUAGCGUUCUAAAAAUUAUAGGUUGGUACAUGAGAAAAAU